AUGACUACAAUGGGUAUCCCUUUCCUCCUCGAGGACCGUACUGGUGACGUCCUCAAUACUGAAUACGACGAGCUCUACGACCGCAUGUUCUUCGGCGUCACUUCUGCUCCUUCUCCCUCUGCCAUCGUCUCCCCCACCUCUCCUUCCCGUCCCUCUUCCCGAAGUGUAACCAUCAAGAUAUUCGAACUCGGCUCUCGCACAAGCUCUGCUAGAGGUGGCCUCAACUUCGGGAGGGACCCUGUCGUGAUUCUUGACUUUGCCACUGCACCAUCUUCUGCUGCGCAUGGAGGGUUUGAUGUACUGGGCACGAUACUCUUCGUCCGACAGAGCGUCAGCAUGCCGAUGGAGAAAUGGAUCAGGAAGAAGGGUGCUGGGACGUGUUUUGCAUGCUCCGAUGGAGAGACCUAUAUCUGGACGUAUCGCGCGAAUAAUGAGACGGAGUGGACAUGUACGACAUCAACGGGAUACGUCGUCGCGGAAUACAAUCUCCGCACGCCUUACGAACCCAAGUAUGCCAGUUCUUCAGGGAACGUGUUCAGUGUGUAUGAAUCGUAUGGACACAUCGCUACUGAACUCCUCGCGUCGCUGACAAUCGUACGGUACAUGCAACGGUGUAAUGUCCUUGCGUAGACUCGAUCUUUACCCCACGAGGGUAAAUUCAUGAUGUUUACGACUUGCUUUACGUCCGACACUUGACGCCUGCCGAUCGGGAUCGGGAUCGGGGUCGGGACCGUACGUACAGACCAACUUGCGGUCACCUUCCUCCACGAUGCGCGUGUACAUGUUUGUCGCUAGUCGUGUCGUGGGGGGACUCCGCUCACAGCGGUGUUGGCUGUGAUCACGAUCGCUUAUACGCUGGCUAGCGUUGUAUAUGCAUCAGUUCUAGGCGUACGUCUUAAAAGACCCGAAAGUGGUGCCAUCUGGUUCGCCCGUACAUACAUACCGCCCGCCCAUUGUGUCUCGGCAGGGCCGUCUGUACUUCGUCCCCACGCGCGCCUUUGUAUCAUCCUGUACCUCUGCGCACCGCUCAACUUGGUAUACUCAAAAUUCAAGAUCUCGGAUAUAUAUCCGCACGUACAUUUUGUCCUGUCUCCUCUCUCCUCUGUUUUGAUUUAUUGUGUAUUAUUCUUUUUUCUUUCUUUCUUUCGAUCUUCGUCCAUCUCCAUGCCUUCAUCGUUCGUCAUUUCUCAUUCGCGUUUGUGAUCAUUUUGUUUAUUGCAUGUGGACUAUUGUGCAUAACUAUUCCCCUUUGUUAAUACCUCGUACAUCAUAUCAUCAUAUCAUCGUAUCUCUCCGUGUUUGUCAUCAUCUCUGUCCUGUUUGUUUAAUUCCUCUCUCUCAGCGUCUCUCGUCUC
Messenger RNA from Fomitiporia mediterranea MF3/22, 1355 nucleotides. RefSeq lists its product as uncharacterized. NCBI's taxonomy places the organism in Eukaryota, Fungi, Basidiomycota, Agaricomycetes, Hymenochaetales, Hymenochaetaceae. The record is from RefSeq and is a predicted model, not a curated record. The coding region runs from base 1 to 630 and encodes 209 amino acids. The transcript has 3 exons.